UUUUCUCAGUGAUUUAGAAAAGAAAAUUCUGAAAUGAUCAUCGGAUUAUUUUCACUAUCGUCGUUAUUAUUAUUAAAAUCAUCAUGUCUUUGCCAACAAAAAAAAUUUCUACUAUCACCAAUGAUGAUGAUCAUAAGAUCGAUGAUAAUAUUGAUCAACAGCAACAAUUAAUAGAAAUUGUAAACAAGAAUGAAAACGAAAAGGAAUCUGUGAUAGAAACCGUAAACACUUCCAUUGAUAAAACUUUAUUGCCGGAUAAUGAUGAAUCGUUGUGUACGGACACUGUGGCUUCCAACAAUCCAACAACAGCAUUUAAUAUAAUUGAUGAUUUGGAAACUUCAUUAGUCAACAAUUUUACGGUGGCUAAAACGGCCUCAACUUCUGAAAUUUCAUCCACUAAUAAUAAUAACAACAACAAUAAUAAUAAUCUUGUCGAUUCCAAUGAUUCGAAUUCUAUUUCAACACAGGAAUCGAAUAUUGAAUCAUCUGAUCCUAAUGAAGAUCAUUUAAAACCAGAAUUGUCGACAAGUACCACUGGACUGGAUCCUAUUGCCACUGAGUCAACAAUUUCAACAACACAAACUAAUUCUGUCAGCAAUCUAAGUUCACAAGAAUAUCAUCUUAAAUGGAUUAAAUGGAAAGUAGGAAACAGUGGUUCUAAUGGAAGUAACAAUAAUAAUAAUAAUAAUAAUGGAAAUGGAAAUGGAAAUGGAAAUAAUAGUCAACCACAACAGCAACCCCAAAAAGUGCCAAUUGUAACACAAAAUUCCAAUGGUUCAUGUCCAUUAUUGGCCAUAAUCAAUGUAUUGUUAUUGAGAAAAAAUAUAACAUUUCCACCAAUCAUCGAAAUUGUUACAGCAUCGCAAUUAAUGGAUUAUCUUUGUGAUUGUAUACUAACCUAUGUUCCUAAGAAUCUACCUGAACAAGACAAAUUAAAUUAUGAACAAAAUCUUCAAGAUGCAAUGUCUAUUAUGCCAAGAUUACAAACUGGUUUGGAUGUAAACGUUAAAUUUACCGGGAUAAUGGAUUUUGAAUAUACACCUGAAUGUAUAAUAUUUGAUUUGUUACGCAUUCCAUUAUAUCAUGGUUGGCUAGUCGAUCCUCAACAGCGUGAAAUAAGUCGUGUAAUCAAUAAUCAAUCCUAUAAUCAAUUAGUUGAUCGAAUAAUCGGUUCAAAAACAACCAAUUCAAAUGAUAAUGAAAUGUUUUUAGCCGAAGAAUUUCUUAAUCAAACAGCAUCGCAAUUGACCAAUUAUGGCCUUUCUCAGUUAAUACGACACAUAAAAGAUGAUGAAAUAUCAAUUUUAUUUCGCAAUAAUCAUUUUAUUACUAUGUAUAGACAUAAGGGUAAACUUUAUCAAUUGGUAACCGAUCAAGGAUUUUUGACUGAACCAAAUGUUGUUUGGGAAUCAUUGAAUAAUAUUGAAGGUGAUGAUUAUUUUGUUGAUGCUGAUUUUCAGUUAGUGCCACCUAAACCAUUGACAAUACCCAUGCCUUUGUCAUCUUCAUCAACAAUGACAACUCAGCUGCCAAAUUUAAACAUACAGCAACAGAUUGAUCAGGACUAUCUGAUUGCAUUGAGCUUGGAACAAGAACAAAAUUUCGAGGAUCAACAACAACAACAACGAAACGUAAAAUCACGAAAUUUUGCAGACAAUAAUAAUUUGAAUAAAACACCAAUUAUUGACGAUAAUCAAAAAACAUUGUUGAGCGAUGAAGAAUUGGCUAGGAAAUUACAAGCAGAAGAAGACCAGUACUAUGAACAACAACAAUUACGUCAACAGCCCAAAAAAUUGCCAACGACCCACGAAAACAAAACCUAUGCAUCUGUUGUUUCAUCAUCACAACAACAACAACAACAGCAUACAAUGAAGACUACGAAAGAUUCGAAAAGUGGUAAUUGUCUACCUAAUCAUUAUCAAAUUUCUAGCAGUAGCGACAUAGCUACUUGUAAUACGAAUGCCAUAACCACUUCAUCAUGCCAUCAUCCACAGUCAUCAACAACAAAAUCGUCAUCUACAAUACCAUUAUCCGGACAUUAUCAACAACAACAUCCACGAACUUCAACAUCAUCUUCGUCAACUUCCAGUCAUCAUCACCAACAUAAACAACAACAACAACAGCAUACAAAUCCAUCACAUCAUCAACGUUCAACAUCAACGGAGCAGAGUGCGUCCACACCGGUCACACCUACAACAACCACAAGUAGAACCAUACCGGAUGAUCGUCAUAGUGUAUCAUCAAGGCGUUCACAGAAUAAAAAUUGCACGAUAUCAUAGUCACCAAUCAUCGUUUACAUGAGCCAUUAUAAGUUUGUUUGUUCGCCCAAUGAGUGCCUCCUGAGUCGUGGUUUUAUUUAUUUUUUUCUUGUUGCUCAUGUUAUCAUCAUCAUGUUCCAUGUAUAGCUUCUUCUUCAAUCUUUGAUCAUAUUCUGUGAGAUUCAUUUUUAUUAUGCUGGAAUUUUCAUUGAAAACCAUGGAACAUUUUAUAAAGCAGUCAAACGCGUGUGGAAAUCAAAAGCGAAAAUGUGAUUUUUUUUUGUUUCUUCCUUCAUUGUCUUCAACAUUGAUCCAAUUUUCCUGGUAAACUUUCAUCUAUUCAUACAUUUUUUUUUUUGAUUCUAAGAUUUUUUUCUUUCUUCAGAAUCUAUGUUUUUUAAUAAUAUACAAAUGUCAAAAUCUUAUGUAGACACUUACACACAUACACAAACACACACACACACACACAAAAUUGUUACAACAAAUCAUGAGAAUAUUUUCAACGGACAGAUGGAAAAUGGUUGGCCAUUAGAUGGCCUGUUUUGGUUGGCAUAUUUCGUUACUUUAAUAAUUUUUUUUUCUUCAUCUUCAUCUUAAUUCAUUUUUUUCACAUUUAUAACGUGUAUCUUUAAAAGAUUGAUUCGUUGAAUUAUUUUUUGUUUGUUUG
This is a messenger RNA of Dermatophagoides farinae (American house dust mite), 2925 nucleotides long. RefSeq lists its product as uncharacterized. Gene Ontology annotation, molecular function: cysteine-type deubiquitinase activity; K48-linked deubiquitinase activity; cysteine-type carboxypeptidase activity. Gene Ontology annotation, cellular component: cytosol; cell periphery. Lineage: Eukaryota; Metazoa; Arthropoda; Arachnida; Sarcoptiformes; Pyroglyphidae. Gene Ontology annotation, biological process: protein K48-linked deubiquitination. The record is from RefSeq and is a predicted model, not a curated record.